Ostreobium quekettii is the source of this 628-nucleotide messenger RNA. Lineage: Eukaryota; Viridiplantae; Chlorophyta; Ulvophyceae; Bryopsidales; Ostreobiaceae. The record is from the annotation of a GenBank genome assembly.
UGUGGAUUGCCUGAGGAAGUGGGCCUCCGCCAGGAGGGUCCCCUUGUGCCCGCUGUGCGCCGCGCCCAUCCACACCAUCGUGCUGCCUGACGGCGAGGAAGAGCCAGUCGUGCCGUCGACAGCAAGGGCGGACGAGGAAGAGCCAGACCUUGCCUGCUUGGACCACACAUAUUUUCUGUCGGAGACCCAAAGGUUGCUGUCAAGGGCUGAGGUUGCUCAGAAUAACAUCUACCGUGAGGCUUUCGGCGCUGGACGAAAGGGGUCAAACAAGGCCGAGCAUGCAGUGGCAACCCUAGGGGACGUUAUAUCUUCUCUACUGAACCACAGACACCAGCUGGAGUUGGAGUUUCCGUUUGGAGCGAAUGAACUCCUCCAGGAACUUUACAGCUUGGAUAGUAUUGUUCAGUCAGUCCAAGCGGGCACAUGGGAGAGGUGUGUUCAGAAACAGGUUUUGCUGGAGAUAUCGAUGUUUUUCUCAGGCUUAGGACCUUGUUUUCGCUCUGUUGGUAUGACUGGAUGCCUGGAUGUGCAAGUGCAGGCAAUGCUGUUCAUCUUGCUUCAUCUUGUGUUCAUCUUGUUGGCACCUGCAAGGCAAGAUAGCGAGAUCGGCGUCUUGUGCAGUGAUUGA